This is a messenger RNA of Myzus persicae (green peach aphid), 1512 nucleotides long. Its product is annotated as ras-related protein RABF2a-like. Lineage: Eukaryota; Metazoa; Arthropoda; Insecta; Hemiptera; Aphididae. Gene Ontology annotation, molecular function: GTPase activity; GTP binding. The record is from RefSeq and is a predicted model, not a curated record. The transcript has 6 exons. The coding region runs from base 409 to 1023 and encodes 204 amino acids.
UGUACGGCUUUUUGGAUUGCACUUUUUCACAGACCAAAUACUAUAUUAAAUAUAACAAACCUAGCCCGUUAUUUUGAAUCUAUUAAAUUAGAAUUUAAAAAGGUCCAAUAUUUUCAAUUUUGAUUUUUAAUUUUAGUAUUUUACUAAGCUAAUACAUAGAAAAAUAUCUAUGUUUACAGUUUAUUAUCGUUGGAUGGCAGUAUUCAGCGCUUCUGCAGCAUUGCAGCUGUGGUGAUUGUCCAGAAAAUGAUAAGGACUCAAAUAAAGAUACUUGUGGUGAAAUGGCGGCAAAAUGAUGCCUUGAUCACAGACCUUUUGUUCAACCAAUUGUUGAUUGAAGUAUUUGAAAACAUUAUACUUUAAAUUAUUAAAUAAACUUGCUUACAAAAGUAUUGAUAAUAAUCAAAUAUGAAGAGAUUAACUGCCAAAUUAGUAUUCAUGGGUUCUCAGGGUGUUGGUAAAUCCAGUAUAAUCACAAGAUACAUAAAAGGAGAUUUCAAAAAGGAAUGUGAAGCAACAAUUGGUGCCUCAUUUAUGUAUGCUAAAGUUACAUUACGGGACUAUCAAAUUACUUUAAAAGUUUGGGAUACAGCUGGACAAGAGCGGUUUCGUAGCUUAGUACCAAUGUAUUACAGAAAUUCAGACGCAGUCGCUAUUAUUUUUGAUGUAUCAGACAGAGAGUCAUUUAAUCAAGUUAAAAAUUGGAUUAAUGAAGUAAGAAAAAAUACAGACACACCUGUGGUUUAUUAUGUAGUUGGUAACAAAACUGAUCUAUUAGAUACACGGGUAGUAAUGUUUGAAGAAGCUGAAGAAUUUGCUAAUUCAGUGAAUGCUCAUUAUUGGGAAACUAGUGUUUAUUCAAACACAGGUAUUCAAGACUUAUUCACAAAUAUUGGUCGAAACCUUAUAGAAAUAGUAGAAAGUUCAAAACCACCAGUGCAUUUAAAACUUGAAAUUGAUCCAGAAGAAGUUUCUAACAACGAUAGGGUAAAUAAUUCUAAGAUACAAUGUUGUACCAAUUGAUAAUGUAAUUUAAUAUGUCUAUUACAAAAUAUUUACAAUGUAUAUAAUAUGUGUUAUGCAUUUAACAUUAUACUGAGUGACUAUUUUUAAAAGCUAAGUAAAAAAAAAAAACUGAGCCAUUCUAAUUACUUUUAUCUAUUACUAACACAACUAUGAACUAAAAACUACUUGCUAGGUUUUAACAUUGAUUAUUUUUUUUACAUAAAAAGACAUUUUUAAAUGAAAACAAAAAAUUUUAUUGUCUUUUAAGUAUAAGGUUUAUUAUAAUUAAUUUGUCUUUCACAUAAAUCACUUUAUUGUCAUUGACUGGUUAAUAUAAUUUUUAUGUAUUAUAAAUCCAAAUAAAAUAUGUAGAUAAGGAUGUGCAAUGUGCGUAAAAUAUACAAAAGUUUAAAAAUAGCUGAUAAAUCUAUAACAGUUUUGUCAAGUUUGUGCUUUUAAUUAUUAACGUUAUGUAUUCGUAAUAUAUUUAUUUUUAUUUUACUACAA